AAUGCGGUUGUUGAAGAUUCUCGAUUAAAGCUACGUUAUCAUUCUUGUUAUCAUAAGCAUUAACCGAUAGUCCUUUGUUAUUAUAAUCGCUGGCAUUGUUUUGCAAACCCAUUUGUAUUAAUCACAUUGAUAAAAUAUUUUUUUUAUAUAUUUAUAAUAUGGAAAUUGAAGGAGAUUGUACUGCAAGUGGCCCAAUGAGUGCUGGAGCUCCCCGUGAUUCAAUUAGUAGUACAGGCUCCUCAACUAGCAGCACAUCAAUAUCUACAAAAACUGCUCUGAAUGAUUGCUCCUUGGCCUGGAUUAGUUAUCUUAAUGCACUGAAUAAUUUGUGUAGUGCGGGUUGUAAGCUGGGAAGUACGAUGACGGUAUUGGAACAGAGUGGAUUGUUUGUAGAAAAGUCUGGGAAAGGCUAUACCGAAAAGAAUUUCUUCCACAAUCUUCCAUCUUCUUAUUUAACACACUAUUGGAAUGAUUUAGCCAGAGCGACUGCUGUAGCUACAAGCACUGUGAAAGCACAUAUCACAGCACUUCUGCAGGAAUUUGUUGUAUUACCAACGGUUGAUCCGACAUCUAUAUGUGAAAUGGAGCAAAAACGCAUACGAGAUCAUAACGAACUUAUUAUUAUGGAAAAUGCACAGGCAAUGAUAAAUGUUCAGCAUCAAUUCUGCGCCGCUAGUUAUGAUGCCUUCUCAUCUUUAACGUGUUGUUUUGUUUGCCAGUCUCCUGUUGGCUUUCCACAUGAGCCGGAUUGUAUAAUGAUAAAGCAAAAAUCAAAUACAGACCCACGUUCCCAAACACCUUCACCAAACUUCGGUGGAACUUACAAAACAGAUUCAUCCAGAGGCAGCUGCGUAACAGAUCAGCGCACACAUCUACAAGGUUCUUUAAUUGGUCAGCAACUGGAGCAGACUGCAAAUCCUCUCGAUCAAACUCGUGGACCUUCACCACUUCAGGCUAUAUUUGAGAAUACGAAAGGACCAUUACCAAAUCCCGGGCACUUACUUGCAAUGAAAGGUCCGUUUGGUAGAGGAGUGAGAUCUCCAUUGAACAUACCUUUAUUUCCUUUAAAUGGACAACGUAGAUGGUCUGAAGCUGCUGCAGGAGAAGUAAAUGACGUAAAUUCAACUGAUGUCGAAAGUCAAAUGCGACGAUGGUCUAUGCCUUGGGAGGCAGUUAAAACUGAUCAAAACACAGUUACUUGGUAUCAAACUAGAAUAAUGCCAAUAAAUAAUGUCAAUUCACUACAUCACAAAACUCCUUGCUCUGAUAGAAGUGUUUCGAAUACACCAGACAUUAAUUGGCAAUCUUGUGCUAGUCAUGAUGGGUUAACGGAAGCUAUUCAACUCUUGUCCUGCCGGCCAUCAAAAGUUCAAUCUCAGCAUUUACAAGGAUACACCGCACAACAUAGUGAAAUACCAAAUAUUGACUAAUUCUUGUGUAAUCGAAUAUUUUACAUAUAAAUUAAACAUUAAAAAUCUCAACAACUGAAUAA
Messenger RNA from Ceratitis capitata (Mediterranean fruit fly), 1492 nucleotides. RefSeq lists its product as uncharacterized. The transcript has 6 exons. Bases 159 to 1430 code for a protein of 423 amino acids. The record is from RefSeq and is a predicted model, not a curated record. NCBI's taxonomy places the organism in Eukaryota, Metazoa, Arthropoda, Insecta, Diptera, Tephritidae.